Molecule: messenger RNA, 841 nt
Organism: Penaeus monodon (black tiger shrimp)
Lineage: Eukaryota; Metazoa; Arthropoda; Malacostraca; Decapoda; Penaeidae
Product: syntaxin-8-like
Exons: 6
Coding region: 242-652 (136 amino acids)
Biological process (GO): vesicle fusion; intracellular protein transport
Cellular component (GO): SNARE complex; endomembrane system
Molecular function (GO): SNARE binding; SNAP receptor activity
Source: RefSeq, a predicted model, not a curated record
GAGCUCGGUGCGCAACCGACCUCGCGACCAAAACAAUAACAAAGGUGACGUCCUCAGUGUCCGCCUCCUCUUGCCUCAUGCCAGUCCCUUACACCGACGCUGAGGACACUUGGCAGAAAAGCAGGUGAGCGAGCUGACGCGGCGCCUGCAUGAGUGGUCGCUCCGGAACCUGACGGCGUGGGAGCGAGAGCGGCGCGAGAGGCUGUGCGAGACGCUGCAGAGUGCGCUGAAGAAGGCGCAGAUGGACUUCAGGGACGGGAGAACCAGCGGGGGGGUGAUGGGAGGAUCCAGUGGGAUGGGCUCCUCUGGGUGGGGCGUGGAAGACGAGGAGGAGGGCGGGGCUACUGGCCACGCCCCCACGCACCAGCUACGCCAGCAGCAGCAGCGGAUUAUGCAAGAGCAAGACACGGGCCUGGAGGCGCUGUCGAAGGUCAUCUCCCAGCAGAAGAGAAUAGCGUCGGCGAUCGGCACCGAAGUCGAGGACCAAAACCAGUUGAUCGACGACAUCACAGACCGGACGACGCAUGCGCAGACCCGGCUGGUCGACGAGACAGACCACAUCUCGACGGUCACUCGACAGACCAGGACCUGGCCCUACUGGUUGGUGAUCACCCUGCUCUUUGUGGCCAUAAUUAUUGUCGUGUUGUGGUAAAGAAGCCUUUUUAGAUGUGAAAAAGAGGAAAUAGGAAGGAAGGAAAGAAAGGAAGAAGAGAAAAGAAGGAAGGAAAGAGAGGAAACAGAAGAAGGCGUGCAGCGGAAGGGGGAGGUGUGGACAGAAGGAGAAAUGGAAGAGGAAAAGAUUCAAAGGAGGAAGAAGAAGAAGAAGAAGAAGAAGAAAAAG